UAGCAUUAUUCAUAAUAGCAUAUGAUUCCUGCAUAUUAAUAAUAAUAAAGGAAUGUAUCCAGUUCACCAAUGUAAAGAUAGUUCUCAAUGUAAACCUUUACUCCAACAUAACAUUUGGGAGGAUAGAAUGAAGGAAUAAAAGCAUAUUAGACAGAUAUAAGAGAGAGAAAUAGAUAAUUUUAAGAUACACCUUAAUAUUAUGGAUAAUCAAUGGAAAGUAUGGCUUUAAGAAUUCAGACGCUUGAAAAAGAGAAUUAAAAUCUUAAGAGAUAGUUAGAAAAUUCUAAUCAAUAGAUUCAGAUAUUGAAUCAGAAGAUGAAUUAAAACCCUACUCAGAGUCUUCUUAAAACUACAACUUUUGAACUAGUUGUUUUAUAAAAGGCUGUAGAAUAAUUAGAAGGACUAAAGAAUGGGCUUUAGAAAAAAAAAAUAUAGGGAAGCAACAAUCAAACUACAUUACUUGAUUCCUAAAAAGAAGCUUAUAGUGAAUUCAAAAGUAAAGUUACAGUCUUGGAAGAGAAGUAGUAAUAGUUAGAAUAAUAAUAAUCUUAAGUACACACUUAUAUUUAAAUUAGACUGUGCUUUUAUUUCCUAAAGAAUAAUAAGUUUAAAAUUUACAAUCAAAUGGUCCUAUAUAAACAGAAAUUAAAGAAGAACCAAGAUAAGGGAGGAGAUUUAAUGUUAAUUCUUAAUCUGAUUCAGUUGACAACUUUACUAAAGGAAGUCCUAUUAAAUAUUUGAAUAUAAAAGCUGGAACAAAUUAAAAUGCUUUAAGAGUAUCCCCUAGAAGAAAACCAGACUUUUAGUAAAAUUGA
Messenger RNA from Paramecium sonneborni, 815 nucleotides. NCBI's taxonomy places the organism in Eukaryota, Ciliophora, Oligohymenophorea, Peniculida, Parameciidae. The record is from the annotation of a GenBank genome assembly.